AUGUGGUUCGGUGUGGUGCCGGGUGGUUUGCUCCGUGUGGUGCCUUGCGGCGCCGUCUGCCUGCGCCGCGAUGGCAUGAAGGAGGCUAGGAGGCUGUUCCCACUGCUCAGCGUGGACAGCGUCGUGCGCCUCUUCGCGCUCGAGCUCGGCUCGGACGAGCCCGACCUCGCGCUCCUCUCCAUCGUGCUGGGCUACGUCGAACACCAGCUCACGGUGGCUGUCGCGGCCCGUGCCACUGCCGCCGCAACAGCAACAGCCGCCGCCCCACCGCCGGGAGAGGCGGUCGAGGAGGAGAGGGGGGAGGAAGAGGCGGCGUGCUCAUUCCCGCCCGUUCCCUGGCAGCCCGUGGAGGCGCUGCGGUGCCGCUUCGUGAGCCACGUGCUCGGCACCGUCGACCUGACGCAGUUCCGGCGUGGCGCGGGUGGCGGCACGGGCCGCGAGCUCGUGAACAAGGUGUCGGACGUGGUGUGGGGCACGCUGCACCGCUCCUACAACAAGGACCGUGCGCACAUCCACUCGCUCUACAGCUACCUCACGGUAGGACGAAGGCAGCUGCUGUUUAGCCACAGAGUGCCGGUGACGUCGCAGCGGCGCUCACGCCAGGCUAGGUACACUUCACGUGAAGUGGCUAAGGCUCGCGAGGGAGGUAGAGUCAGCGGUAUGGGGGCUGGGGUGUGCGUAGCCAACGUCACCCAAACCACAAAAUGGGUUUGGGUGACGUUUGAGGAAUGCGUUGAUGGUUUCGGCAAUGAUGGCUUUGAGAAGCCCGUGAACUUCUCGGGAGCGAAGCUCGAUGCGUUCGGCGUCGCGUUCGCCGUGUCAGCCGCGUGCCAGACCAGCCAAGAGUGA
Callorhinchus milii (elephant shark) is the source of this 849-nucleotide messenger RNA. It is a transcript of the gene men1, whose product is annotated as multiple endocrine neoplasia I. Bases 1 to 849 code for a protein of 282 amino acids. Lineage: Eukaryota; Metazoa; Chordata; Chondrichthyes; Chimaeriformes; Callorhinchidae. The record is from RefSeq and is a predicted model, not a curated record. Gene Ontology annotation, biological process: regulation of transcription by RNA polymerase II; negative regulation of cell population proliferation; negative regulation of cell cycle. The transcript is spliced from 3 exons. Gene Ontology annotation, molecular function: transcription cis-regulatory region binding; Y-form DNA binding; chromatin binding. Gene Ontology annotation, cellular component: nucleus; chromatin; histone methyltransferase complex.